This is a messenger RNA of Pistacia vera, 1578 nucleotides long. RefSeq lists its product as uncharacterized. The record is from RefSeq and is a predicted model, not a curated record. The transcript is spliced from 4 exons. Lineage: Eukaryota; Viridiplantae; Streptophyta; Magnoliopsida; Sapindales; Anacardiaceae. The coding region runs from base 1 to 1578 and encodes 525 amino acids.
AUGGAUGCAACUGGAGUGGCCAACUGCCAUUCUUGGGCUCUUAUUAACAUGAGGAAUUCUGUGAAUUUCACUCCUUCUAAUGUUGAUGACAAGAUUUUUGGAUACCCUCAGCUUCUGGGAUUUCUCUACCAAAAUCGGCUUGGGAGGCAAUUAGAGGAAGGAGAGCAAAAUUUGAGUGGGUGUGACUUGGGUGUGUUCUCAAAGGCUAUCCAAAUACUCUAUGAUCUUAUGGAUGGCUAUAAAGGAGAUUACCUACAAAGGACAGAGGGUAAGGAAAAGAGAGAUGUUGCCAAUGGGGAGGAGAGGAAGAGCGAGAGUGGUAUUGGGGAAGGGCUGAAAGGUGAAACAAAGUUGGGUAAUGCGGUUUUGGGGGAGGAAGCUGUGAAUGCCAAUGAGGAUAGAGAGGAGAGAACUCCAACUACCAAUGCUGUCUUCCUGAAUACAUUUGAGGACAGUGACAUGGGAACUAGCUCUCCAAUUUAUCAACCGUUUGGGAACCUGGUUAUCCAAACUUCGGCUCAAGCAAUUCUUUGUAAGAUUAGAAUUUUGAAAGAUAAUUCCAUGCUCUUUUGUUCUAUUGUCUAUGGGAUGAAUAGUGUGGGGGAAAGGAAGGAGCUAUGGAAGGAGCUUAUCCACCAUGCCAAUGUUUGCCAACGUGAGCCAUGGGUUAUUAUGGGGGACUUUAAUGCGGUUAGAUUUGCAAGGGAAAAGAAGGGAGGUUCUAAUAAAUUGAAUUCGCAAUGUGAAGAGUUUAAUUACAUGUGUAAGGAAGCUGAUAUUGAUGAUCUUAAUCCCAUUGGUUCAUUCUUCACUUGGAAUAACAGAGGUGAGGUCAAUAGGAGGAUUUGGUGUAAACUUGAUCGGGUGAUAUGUAAUGAGCAUUGGAGCAGCAGGUUUCCCAACUCUUUUGCGUCCUUCCUUACUCCGGUCAUGUCGGACCAUUGUCAAGAAAGAGUGAAAUUUGCAAGAGAUGAUCUGGCCCAAGUCCAAGAAAGGCUUGUUGUGGAUCCGGUUGAUGGUGCUCUUUUGCAAGAGGAGAAACUUAAGGUGGAAAACAUGGUCAAGCUUUCAAAAGCCGAAGAAUCAUUAGCCAAGCAAAAGUCUAGGGUUAGAUGGUUACGGGAAGGAAAAUCAAUUGCCAGAUGGAGGAAAAGAAAUAAGAUUGUUUCCUUAGAAAUUGGGGAAGACUCGGUUACUAGUGAUCAAGAUAGAAUCAAAGACGAGUUUAUGUCUUUCUACUCAAAUCUUUUUGAAGAUAAGUGUGCAGGUGUUUCCUAUGAGGGCAUGGAGGAGCUUAUCACUCCUGUUAUUUUGGAGGAGGAGGCUAACUCCACGAUUAGUGAGGUUUCCAAAGAAGAGAUUCAAGAGACCAUGUUUGGAAUGAGUAAAGACAAAGCACCGGGGCCAGAUGGUUAUGGAGCUUUUUUCUUUAAAAAAGCUUGGGAUAUUGUAGGUCAUGAUGUUGUUAAAGCGAUCCAAAAUUUCAUCAAGUCAGGGAAAAUGCUUAGAGAGGUGAAUUGCGCCAUUAUUGCGUUAGUCCCAAAGAAUGAAAACCCCUCAGCUUCGGGGGAUUGGUAA